Molecule: messenger RNA, 2817 nt
Organism: Effrenium voratum
Lineage: Eukaryota; Dinophyceae; Suessiales; Symbiodiniaceae
Source: the annotation of a GenBank genome assembly
AUGGGAAAUCCAGCUGCAUCUGAAAAAGAAGGCGAGCCCUCUCGGCGACGCGUGAUGCGCCAGAAGGCGUUGACACUAGGUGCGUUGCAGUGCGCCAGCGCCCAAAGCGGCGACCCGCGCGCGCUGGGGGAGAAGAUCUGCGACGCCUGGCAGCCCCCGCAGAGCACGGGAGGCCAUUUGGAGAGGUCCGAGCUGGGCCCGGAGAUCACCCUGGAGGUGCGGAAGUGGCUCAUGGGCACUAUCUCGGGGCUGCAGUGUUCGCACGUGGUCAUGGACAAGGCGCUCACGGUGCUCUCGAACUUCAAGCUCUCCAGCGGCUGCGAGUUGGAGGUCUUGGGCGGACCGCUUGGCGCCAUCGUCGGUGGCUACAAUGAGGAAGACUGGCUCCAUCUGGAGAUUUUCUCGAAGUCACCCAACGAAGCGCUCAAGGACGCCUUCGAGCUGUUGGGUUUCGAGAAUGAGGAGGGAGACUGGUCUGGACUCCUGGUGGAGGAGCUGUCCCUGGCCUACCGGCGCCAGUGCCUGCGGGGCCAUCCAAGCCGCGGGGGGUCGGCCAGGCACUACCUCAAGCUGCAGGUUGCCAUGGAGCUGAUCCGUGGUUUCUGUGCGGAACGCCCAGACAAAGCUGAGGGCUUCGUGCUGGACGACCAGGCGCUGGCGCGGGAGCUGGAGCUGUCACCCUCGGAGGCGGCCAUGGAGGCAGACACCCUGCCCGCGUCGCGCUUGGAAGAACUCAACCGCGCGCUGGAUGAGUACAUCCUGCGACAAAUGUGCUUCAAGAGCGAGAUCGUCGCCGAAAUUGCCCGGCUCCACGAAAACUCGGCGUACUCCAUCCUGGGCGUGUCGCCAGAUGCCUCUGAUGCAGACAUCAAGAAGGCAUACCGCGUCGUGGCCAUGCAGUGCCAUCCCGACAAGGGUGGCGACAAGGCGGAGUUCCAGGAGCUCCACGAGGCCUACGAGAAGAUCAUGGAGCAGCGCAGGAGCUGCUGGCUUCGCAUGGGGCGGGAGCCAGACUCGUCUUCCAUGCGCAUCGCGAUAGACCUGCGUUCCUGGAAGCGGAUCGGCCAGAACACAUGCGCGCGGCCGAAGCCCAAAGUGAAGCUCUGCCAAGCGGUUCCCUGGGCAGUGGCUCUGGAUGGCCACGAGCAGAGCAUCGUGACGUGGAACCGGGGCAUCUGCCGCCAGCGCUGGCCGCAAGCGUGCGAGAUGUUGCGUGCUAUGAGCAUGCGGCGUGUGGUUGCGGAUGCCAUCACCUACAACUCCGUGAUCCACAACUGCGACUGGCCGAAGGCCCUCGACCUCCUGUGGAAGAUGUGGCAUCCGCGGCCCACGGCGAUCAGCUACAACAGCGCUGUGGACACCUUGCCAGGGCUGUGGCGCCGUGCCUGGCGUUUGCUGAAGCACUGUGAUCUGGCCGGCUGCAACAGCGCCCUGAACCGCCUUGAGAGCCCGCAGUGGCGAGAAGGUUUGGGUCUUUUGGCCGGGCUGGGCUCGGCGGCGCUGCGGAGAAGCGCCAUCAGCUUCAACAGCGCAGCCCGGGUAUGCGCGAAAGACAUGUGGCAGCUGUCGCUGCUACUCGGCCGAUCGCCCCGCGAUCUUGUGAGCUGUAAUAGUUCACUCACGGCCUGCGAGGCCAAUGCCCAGUGGCCUUUGGCCCUGCAGUUGCUUCAGCGGGCACGGAGUGACCGGCUCCAGGUGGACCUGGUGACCCAAGCCACGAGCAUCGGCGCCCUCCGCGAGUCUCAGCGCUGGAACUGGGCGCUGCAACUCCUCGCGGCGCCGGCCCCGGACGGCAUCAGCUGCAACAGCGCCAUCCGCACCUCCCCCUGGCCAGUGGCCCGCCUUCUCCUGCUGGGCUUGCGUCCACGCGCGCUGCAGCUGGACGCACAAUCCUUCAACGCGGCCAUGGCGGAAGAUGAGUCCUGGGCCCGAGCCUUGGAGUUGCUCUCCGCGGCACGGGUUUCUCCCAGCGCCGUCAGCUACAACACCGCCAUCUCCAGCUGCGCGCAGGCGAAGGCUAGCAGCGCUGCCCUGAGGCUGUUGUCGCAGAUGUCCAAGUUCUUCCGUCUGGAUGCUUUCAGCUUCAGCAGCGCGCUCAGCGCCUGCAGCUGGCACACUGCCUUGGACCUCGUUGGGCGCAUGGCGUCGCUUCUGGUGCCGUGCAACGCGGUGACACGCCUGGCUCUGGUGGCCGCCUGCGCCGGCCGCUGGCGCGAAGCCGCCGGCGUUGCGGCGAGGGAAGGCCCCGCCUGGAGCGGCGCCGUGGGCGUCACGGAGAAGUGCGGCCAGGAGGUGUGUCUGAAUGGUGUCAACGAAAAGUCCAGACUGUUCCUGGCCAACUGGCUCACAAGCCGGAGCAGCCCCAACGGGGACCUCCAAAAGCGAGAUCAGUUCCUCUUCUUGCUGCGCGCAAGCGCGCGCACCCUGCGCUGCCUCGUGGUGCCCGACGGAAUCCGCGGAUCCGAGCAGCGCAGCAAAGCGGCAGAGACCGAGAGCGAGGAGGAGGAGGAGCCCGAGGAAAAGCCGAAGGAAGCUGAGCCGGAGGAACCAGAAGAAGAGGACCCAAAGGCGGACGACUUUGAGGAGGACGUGCCAGAGGAGGGGACCAGCAACGGAGAGGAGACGGCGACGUGGCCUCCCUGCUGGCCAAGUGUGCGAAGGCGGCGGAGGAGGCAUCGCGGUACGCCAAGACGGCGGCGGACUUCGCGCACCAGGCGGCGGAGGCGGCGGAGACGGCGCGCCAGGGCCGCGAGGCCAACGAGUCCAACGUGGCGCUCACCAAGUCCAUCGCCCACUCGGCCAUCGUCCUCACUCUGA